AUGGCUGAUGCUUGGGGCUCCGGCUUGCGAAAAGGCUUCCUAGCCAAGAGCACGGAGAGCAAGAAGACAGCCAGCAAGAAAACCAUCAAUCUAGGCGGCCAUGAGUGUGCAAACAUUUCGUCGUCGCAGACAGGGCUGACUGUGCUCACUUUCGAUGAGGACUUCACGCUUCGCUCAGUCAGCACGACUGACCAUGAAGGUGUUGACAGUGCUUCGUCGAACUCCGAGAAGACCAAACCAGCAGCCAGCGCUAAGACAACGACGAAGUCAGGCGAUUUCAAGAAAGACUUCGAGCGUCUUGACAUUGCUUCCUCAGACACAGGGCUGACUAUUCAGCGCUUCGAACAGGACACCGACAUUGUCAUUAAGGACGGAGAGAUUUUCGUGAGACCGUCGGUGAUUUCGGAGCAGAAGUAG
Messenger RNA from Symbiodinium sp. CCMP2592, 417 nucleotides. Lineage: Eukaryota; Dinophyceae; Suessiales; Symbiodiniaceae. The record is from the annotation of a GenBank genome assembly.